Molecule: messenger RNA, 1639 nt
Organism: Toxotes jaculatrix (banded archerfish)
Lineage: Eukaryota; Metazoa; Chordata; Actinopteri; Toxotidae
Gene: dph5
Product: diphthamide biosynthesis 5
Exons: 7
Coding region: 162-1028 (288 amino acids)
Biological process (GO): protein histidyl modification to diphthamide
Molecular function (GO): diphthine synthase activity
Source: RefSeq, a predicted model, not a curated record
AGCUGUCGUGGACCAUCAACAUUUUACGGUAAGCCGUAUUCCAGUCAGUCCACGGAGACUACACGUGAAUACAGAAAAACAGCAAGUCAAAGGGUGAUCCGCGGUUUUCGUCAAGCGGUUAAGCGGCUGUUGUGGCUCCGGUGUAGCAGCAGUCCGGCAGGAUGCUGUAUCUGAUCGGCCUGGGCCUCGGAGACGCCGCGGACAUUACGGUGAAAGGUCUGCAGGCGGUGAGGAGCUGCUCCAGAGUGUACCUGGAGGCCUACACUUCCGUCCUGACGGUGGGGAAGGAGGCUCUGGAGGAGUACUAUGGGAAGCAGCUGAUCCUGGCAGACAGAGAUCUGGUUGAACAGGGGGCUGAUGAGAUCCUGAAGGAUGCUGAUGUGGCUGACGUGGCGUUCCUGGUGGUUGGCGACCCGUUCGGAGCCACCACCCACAGCGAUCUGGUCCUGAGAGCAGUGAAUGCUGGGAUACCGUACAAAGUCAUCCACAAUGCCUCCAUCAUGAACGCAGUAGGCUGCUGUGGUCUGCAGCUGUAUAAUUUUGGGGAGACGGUGUCUUUGGUGUUUUGGACGGAGACGUGGAGACCAGAGAGUUUCUACGACAAAAUCUGCAAAAACAGAACAGCUGGACUUCACACACUCUGUCUGCUGGAUAUCAAAGUCAAAGAGCAGAGCAUUGAGAACAUGAUGAGAGGGAAGAAGAUCUAUGAGCCUCCUCGCUUCAUGACCGUCAGCCAGGCUGCAGAUCAGCUGGUGCAGAUCAUCCAGAGGAGGAGGGAGGAGGGGGAGGAGCUGGGUGUGACAGAGGACACUGUGUGUGUGGGCGUGGCCCGACUCGGCGCAGAUGACCAGACGAUUCGCGUGGCAACAUUGCGUCAGCUGGUGUCGUGUGACCUUGGUGCUCCGCUCCACUCGCUGGUCAUCACCGGUCAACUCCACCCACUGGAGGUGGAUAUGCUGAGACUGAACGCAGAACCAGACGCACUGCAGCACCUGCACAUGAUUGACAGCUCCACAUACGCCUCAUAACGGACACACGCUUGCCUUUCUGUAUUGGUGAGGACCCUCAGUGAUGUAACUCCUCCUCAGGACCCUGACCUUGUUACCCAAACCUGAUUCUAACCUUGAACCUUAAGAUAGUUCUUUGACGUUGUGAGGACCGGCCAGGGUGUCCCCACAGUGCAGAAAUGUCCUCACAAAGGAAACAGGACAGCCACACGCUGCAGGACUCUGUGGUUCAUCAGUAGAACAAUGUAAUGAUGAGUUUUAUCCAUUUGAACACAAAUAUAAUUCACAGACGUUAAUGUGGUUUGACAUGUGAUUGUCAGAUGAAGUCAGUCUGUGGUGAUGUGUCCCAUUCAGGACGAUCAGAGCCACAUGACAAAUAUCAAAAAGCUCAGAAACAUGAUUUUAUUCAGGACAUCUGCUAACAAAACAAAAACCCCAAAAACAUAAGAAAUUAAAAAAAAUCAUGAACAAACAGUUCUGACAUGAAAUGAAUCAGUUAAGCAUCAGUUUACUUAAAUUGCAACAAUUCUGAUUUAAUGCUAGAAAUUUGGGAACUCUUGCAAAUAUCCUGAAGAAGCCUGAUAUUUUCCUAUGGUGUCGUCCUGAUGAAUAAAAACUGUGCUGCUCGUUCA